AUGCCCGAGUUUGUGCUCUUCGGUGAUUCGCUCACCGAGUGGGGCUUUAGCGAGGCUACGCAGGGCUUUGGCCGCUUCCUCCAGCAGCAGUACCGGUACAAGGUGGGCAUUGUGAACGAAGGUAGGGUCGGGCUCGACUUGGUAAUGCGCUUUGAAGAGCCCGCCGCCGACAUGGCAGCCUUGUCCGCAGAGCAACCCGAGAUUGUACUAUUCGGCGCCUCCAUGACCGAGUGGAGCUUCACACGGGAGACGCACGGCUUCGGAUGGUAUCUGACAGACAAGUAUGUCGGCAAGGCCAGGGUUGUCAAUGAAGGCAGAGCAGGCUACACCAGCUCCAGUCUACAAGACGACUUUGCCCGCGUAAUACGGCGCGCCACAGCCCCAGACGCACCGCAAACCCUCCUCUUCACAAUCUUUGUCGGCGCAAACGACGCCUGUGUGUUCGGCGACACCGAAAAAGUGCCCUGGCCCGUCUUCUCGGAAAACAUCCGUGGCUUCCUCGACACCAUUCUCACCGAGCAGGCCAUGGAGAAUACAAAGAUUGUGCUCAUCACGCCGCCGCCCAUCAAUGGACCCGCUGACGACGGCGAGCGGCUGUCGCAAAAGCAGAUUGAGGACAUGAAUCGCGCCAAGAAGGAAUGGCCGCGGUACAAGACGUACAUGAACAAGAAGCGCUAUGCAGAGGGACUCAUGCAGAUUGCAAAGGAAUACGAGGAGACGGAGAGGGUCGCGGGGCUGAACUUUUGGCAGCUCAUUGUGGACGCGCUGAUGAAAGAAGAGGGCUGGCAGUAUGAUCCAGAGCUGCCGCCGGGCUGCGGACUCAUUGGGGCAAAGUCGUUCCCCAAGGGCUGGUUCACCGAUGGGCUGCAUCUAGAUGUCAAGGGCUAUGCAGUGCUGAGCAAGGGGCUGUUUAAGCUCAUCACGACAAAGUGGCCUGAACUCGCACCAGAGAAGCUAUAG
Exserohilum turcica Et28A is the source of this 960-nucleotide messenger RNA. RefSeq lists its product as uncharacterized. Gene Ontology annotation, molecular function: hydrolase activity, acting on ester bonds. Bases 1 to 960 code for a protein of 319 amino acids. NCBI's taxonomy places the organism in Eukaryota, Fungi, Ascomycota, Dothideomycetes, Pleosporales, Pleosporaceae. The record is from RefSeq and is a predicted model, not a curated record. The transcript is spliced from 4 exons.